AUGAACAAGGAAAUAAUUAAGCGAAUUUUGGAAGGCUUUGAUCCCGUUAAGCAUAAUUUGCCCGUAGAUUUUUUGCUCACAAAUUUGACGGAAUUGAAAGGUUGCGGUUGUAAGGUAGCACAAGAGGUUAUGUUUAAAUUUCCUGCUUUUUGGCUACCUGUACUUUUUUUAGGGAUCGGCUUGGACAGUUGUAUUAUUCCAUUACGGCAUGAAGGAUUGUGGUUAGUGCAAACAACAGACUUUUUUUACCCGCUGGUCGAUGAUCCAUUUCUAAUGGGGAGGAUUACUUGUGCAAAUGUUCUCAGCGACCUUUACGCUUGCGGAGUUUCCAUAUGUGACAAUAUGCUUACUUUAUUAGGAAUACCUCGAGAUAUGGAUGUUAAAGUUCGAGAAAUUGUUAUAGCGAUGUUUUUAGAUGGAUUCAAGCAAACUGCAGCUGAAGUUGGUACUACAAUUCGCGGUGGACAAACCGUGAAGUGCCCGUGGCUCCUACUAGGUGGCGUGGGGACAGCAGUCUGUUCCAGAAAAGAUAUGAGCAAAUUACAAGACGCGCAACCGGGUGACAAAAUUGUACUGACAAAACCAGUUGGUGGACAAGUUGCAGUAAAUUCAUUUGAAUGGUUGAAAAGGAACAAUCCUAAAGUGAAGGACCUAAAUUUGGAUGAGAAGAAGAUUCGUCGUGCGUACCAGCAAACUGUCGAACAAAUGUGCCGUUUGAAUCGAAAUGCGGCUGAGUUAGCGAGGAAAUAUCACGCCCACGCGUCUACAGACGUCACCGGGUUUGGUCUUAUCGGUCAUGCAGACAACCUUGCAAAAAGUCAGAGAAGAAACUGCAAAUUCGUAAUAGAGAAGAUGCCUGUUAUUGAGUAUACUGAGGAAAUAUCACGUAAGAUGGGCAAUGGAUUCCGGCUUUACGACGGUCGCGCUGCUGAAACUUCCGGUGGCUUGCUAAUCGUCGUUGAGGAAAAAGAUGCUGAACCUCUGUGCAAAGAGCUGGAAAAAUUAGAUGGCUUCCCAGCAUGGAUUAUCGGAACUGUUGCGGAGCGUACAGGAGAUGGCGACACCUACGCAGAGUUUAGCAAAAACCUUGAAAUCUUCACCGUCCCUUCUCGAAUACAUUCUUAA
Molecule: messenger RNA, 1125 nt
Organism: Enterobius vermicularis (human pinworm)
Lineage: Eukaryota; Metazoa; Nematoda; Chromadorea; Rhabditida; Oxyuridae
Source: the annotation of a GenBank genome assembly